ACUAUUCCGUUACACUCCACAGAUUCUACGUACGCUCCGAUCCUCGGCCAUUCUCGAUCGCCGAUCCUCGGCCGCCACCCCGAUCAAUCAUAUAGACUAUUCCGUUACACUCCACAGAUUCCACGUACGCUCAGAUCCUCGGCCAUUCUCGAUUGCAGAUCCUCGGCCAUUCUCGAUUGCAGAUCCUCGGCCAUUCUCGAUUGCCGAUCCUCGGCCGCCACCCCGAUCAAUCAUAUAGACUAUUCCGUUACACUCCAUAGAUUCUUCCAUUCCCGAUCACCGAUCCGCGGCCGCUACGAACGCGCGUAG
Messenger RNA from Blastomyces dermatitidis ER-3, 309 nucleotides. RefSeq lists its product as uncharacterized. The annotation marks the transcript as partial. The transcript has a single exon. The record is from RefSeq and is a predicted model, not a curated record. Lineage: Eukaryota; Fungi; Ascomycota; Eurotiomycetes; Onygenales; Ajellomycetaceae.